AGACAGUCGCCGAGUACGUGUACACGCGCAUCACAGUCAGUAUUAACUUGAAUGCGAUACGGUGUGAACGUGAACGUGACUUGAUCGCAUCGACGCAUCGAACGAUCAGUGCGAUAAGUGACUGACUAAAAAACAAAAAAAAAACAACAACAAAGAUAAAACAAAACAAAAUUUCUGUACGAAACUUGAAGCGGGUAAAUUGAACUUGGUGUUUAGUUGAAAUUCUACUUGGAAAGUCAAAAACAAAAACAACAAAAAGGCUCUGCUUAAGGGGCAUCAUUAGCAAAGAAAAAAUGUUUCACCAUACACAGACGUCGUCAGCUAUCAAGUGGUUCUAUCUAAUAACGCUGAUGCUGCUAUUUUGCUGGAGCAAUUUGAUCGAAUGCAAAAGGCAACAAGCGCACGCCAACGAUGCCGAACACGAGCAGCGAAGUUUAGAAGAUGAUGACGGUGGUGGGGGUGCCGGCAAUCAGGGCCAACGUAAAAAGCAUCGUCAGCAUGAUAGUAAACUUUCAUUGUGGAUCAAUGAACAGCAGCUGAAUAUGCUAAGUGCACUUUUCUUUCCACAAGGAUUCGGUUCGCACGGGCGCAUCUAUGCCAUUGAAAAUGGGCAUGUCUUCAAUUUACCUGAGAUCAAUAUCUAUAAAUUCUUGAUUAUACCCGCUGAAGUUAGUCAUGUGAAUUUUACAUGGAAAUCGGGCAAUAGAAAAUAUUUUUAUCACUUCGAUCGUUUGAUCUCGCUAGAUCACAAUAUUUUGAAGGAUCCCAAGCUUUCCAUAUCUAGGAAAGGACGCGUACCGGCUGAAGAGAAAGAUUUCAGUAUAUUCAUGCCAUGCGUACACAAUAAUUCCGGAACGGCUAUGUUCACAAUCGGUUUGUCGAUAAAGAAUCGUCGAGAGAAGCCGUUGCCUGGCACACCGAUACGUUUGAAUUUCAAAAAGGAAUGCGCACACAGAGGUAACGCUUCCAUCUCUACACUAACAUCUUCGCAAGGUCCCGACCCGGAUUGCGAUUUGAAAUGUGGCGAUAAUGGUUUUUGUAACCACAAUAAAGUUUGCCGUUGCAAAGCCGGCUAUACGGGUCAAUAUUGUGAGACGGCAAUUUGUUUUCCAUUAUGUUUAAAUGGCGGUAAUUGCACAGCGCCGUCGGUUUGCACCUGCCCCGACGGCUAUCAGGGCACACAAUGUGAAGGCGGUAUCUGCUCCGAAAAGUGCUUGAAUGGCGGCAAAUGCAUACAGAAGGAUAAGUGUCAAUGUUCAAAGGGUUACUAUGGCAUGCAUUGCGAAUUUUCUAAAUGUGUGAUUCCUUGUAAGAAUGGCGGUCGUUGCAUAGGCACCAAUAUUUGUCGCUGUCCCAGCGGUUUGUUGGGCAACCAUUGUGAAAUUGAGCGCAUACAACGCUCAACCUGUAGGCGUCCUUGCAAACACGGUGUCUGUACGUCGAAGAAAACAUGUAAAUGUGAUCGCGGCUUCUAUGGUCGGCAUUGUAAUGCAAGAAUUAAAAAACAUCGCAAAAUUCAUAGAUAGGCAUAUUUUGAAUUUGGACAGAUCUCUCCGCUUUUAUCUUAACUACUUCUACUUCGGUUUUAAUGGAAAUAAUACAUUUGUAAAAAGUUUGUCGUUUAUUUUCAAUAG
Molecule: messenger RNA, 1634 nt
Organism: Zeugodacus cucurbitae (melon fly)
Lineage: Eukaryota; Metazoa; Arthropoda; Insecta; Diptera; Tephritidae
Gene: shf
Product: protein shifted
Exons: 8
Coding region: 294-1526 (410 amino acids)
Biological process (GO): anatomical structure development
Cellular component (GO): cell surface; extracellular region
Molecular function (GO): signaling receptor binding
Source: RefSeq, a predicted model, not a curated record